AUGGCCGUGGGAAAGCGGAAGCGGAACGACCCCGCGGCGGCCUACCUCAGCGACGACCUCGUCAUCGAGAUCCUGGCGCGGCUGCAGGAGAGGCCGCUGCGCCGCUUCAAGUGUGUCUCCCGGACAUGGCGCGAUCUCAUCUCCGGCCCCAUCCACCGCCGCAGGCUCGCGCGCACUGACGCCGCGUCGGGCUUCUUUUACCAUGCCUGCGCCAGCGGCUCCUGGGCGACGAACUUGAGCUUCGCCGCCCUGUGCCCUCCCGAAGGAGGCGGAUGCUUCGAUCAAGCCUUUCCGUUCCUGCCUUACGGGACCCAGGUGAAGCUGCUGGACUCGUGCAACGGGCUCCUCCUCCUACGCUGCUGCCAUGGUGCCUACGACGACGUGGCAGCGCCGCGCUACAUCGUCUGCAACCCCGCCACCCAUGGCUGGGCGGUCGAGCUGCCCGUGCCCUCGCCGGAGCCGACUCGUGACCCCGACCCGAUCGAGCUCCGAUUAGAAGAGAUUAGUCGGCGUCGCCGGGAACGUCCACUCGAGCAACAGUGGAGACAGAGGCCCCCCCGGCCUGCCGCUCUGGCCUUCGACCCGGCUGUCUCCUCGCACUUCCACGUCUUCGAGCUGGUGGAGGACGACGGGCAGCACAGCUCUCAGUACGGCGGCUGCACCAUCAAGGCGGUGCGGAUCUACUCGUCGGAGACCGGCGAGUGGGUUCGCAGGGACAGCGCGUGGAGCUACCGCAUCGCCUACGCCGGCGAGAACGCCUACCUCAGCAGCGAGUGGAGCUACCGCCUCGCCUACGCCGGCAAGCACGCCUACCUCAACGGCUUCCUGCACCUCACCACCACCGACGCCGAGAAGGGCGGGGUGGUGGUGGCGGCGGUGGACACCAUGGGCAAGACGUGGAGGGUGACCCGCGUGUGCCCUGAUCCCCCUGCGACACUCGGCGCCCCCGGCGUCGUCGGCCAGUCGCAGCACCGCCUGCUCUACGUGGAUGCCAGCGGCUCCGGCAACCCUCGUGAACUGUCGGUCUACGCUCUCGAAUACUGCAGCGGCGGCGGCGAGCGGUGGAGCUUGAAGCACCGCACCAGGUCGCUGGAUCCGUCUGGGCAGAUGUGGUUUGGGAAGCGCUACCACAACGUGGUUGCGAUCCAUCCGGGUUGCAAUGUGAUUUUCCUCUUCGAUAGCGGACGGCAGAGCCUGAUCGCCUAUGAUAUGGAUCGUGAGACUACACGGGUUGUACACACUUUCACAGAUGCACCGAGCAACUGCCAUUUUUUCCCGUAUGUACCAUUGUACUUGCAAUAA
Setaria italica (foxtail millet) is the source of this 1302-nucleotide messenger RNA. RefSeq lists its product as uncharacterized. Gene Ontology annotation, molecular function: protein binding. The record is from RefSeq and is a predicted model, not a curated record. Bases 1 to 1302 code for a protein of 433 amino acids. The transcript has a single exon. Lineage: Eukaryota; Viridiplantae; Streptophyta; Magnoliopsida; Poales; Poaceae.